Messenger RNA from Dermacentor andersoni, 1803 nucleotides. The record is from RefSeq and is a predicted model, not a curated record. Lineage: Eukaryota; Metazoa; Arthropoda; Arachnida; Ixodida; Ixodidae.
AUGACAGCAAGUGGCAAGGGGGACGCGCUGCACGCGUGGGCCGAAAUCCUCGAUGUCCUGGGGCUCAGUGGGUGGCCACUCCUCAAGUUUGCCGGUGACCUAGUGACACUCGUGUCCAGCGGAGAUCGAUACUUGAUGCUUCAUACGCUAUAUCGGGUCAUCCUCCCGCGAAGUGCCCACCGACAUGGCCCACCGCAAAUCACACUCAAAAGACCACUCACGUACUUGGAGCGCUACGUUUCCCGGUCGCGAUCUGCCACUGCGAAACGGUACGAAGACAUUAUCGUCCAUGCUCUGAACCUUUUUGGGAACAAGACCGUCGGCGAUAUAGCUGGCAGACAAAUAUUGAGGCUGGAAGAAGCGCUGCAGAGACUGACGUACCUAGACAGCAAGCACGCUGAAUACCCCCCGAACGACCUGUGGUCCAUCAACACGUUGCCGAAGAGCGAGCACUGGGACUGGCUGAAAUACUUGAGACUUCUUUUCAAGACGGAUACGCACAUAACUGAAUCAUCUGUCGUGUACCUGGAGGAUCCUUUGUUUUUCACUCGGCUGAGUUCUAUUUUCAAAACGAAGGACAAUGAAACCGCAGUAGCCAACUAUGUAGGCCUCAAGGCUCUGAUCACUAUGUCACCGUUCAUGCCGGCCGACUAUAGAACGCUCUAUGAAUUCGACCUCGGAUCCGACAUCGAUCACUUUGAUACGCAGCUCGCGGCGUGUAGCGUAUUGCUAGAGAAGAUGUACCGCUAUGGUGUCGGCAUAGCGGCCAAGCUAACGGCAAACAGGGAGUUCGCAAAUGUGUACAGGACGCACCGCGACGACCAGCUCGGCGCGAUAUUCAACAACAUGCGCGGGAUAAUCCGCGACAUGCUGCAAUCGCGACGUUCUUGGUUCGCCAAAGAUGACAUCGCAACGGCGCAGCGAAAGCUGGAAAACAUGACCUUUGUUUUCGGCACGCAGGACAACUUCGUACAAUACGAAGACUAUCGGCACACACCAACGUUGGCGCUGAAAUCUGAUGGGGUGCUAGAGACCGUGUUCGCAAUCUUCUCAUACGCCUCCUCUAUCUACUGGAGUGCGCUCGGGAACGGUGCUGGCGGAAAUGUCACCGCAGCGUACGACAAUGCAUACACGGCGUCUGUUUUCGAAUGGGGCAGCGAGUACCAGCCGACGAACAACCUAGUCUUUGCCCCGAACGGUCUGGUGGGCUUCCUGAGCACCAUCUCAAGCACAAUUCCCUUCCAGCUUUACCCCGCGAUUGCGGCGCCUCUGCUGAAGGCAUUGUUGCAGCCGCUUUUGCGCAGCAACUCUCUCUUCGACGACCGUGUGUCGCGGAGAAAAUGGUGGAGCGCACAGUCUAUUGCUGCGUACGAGAAUGUCACUCAGUGCCUGCGACGCCAAUAUGAGGCGGCCGAAAAUACCAGCAGAGCGAGCAAUGCCACAUCGUGGGCGCCAUUCAGGUUUAGCGCGGCGCGUCUAGAGGAAGACUUUCUCGACAAUGCAGUGUUAUGGCCGCUGUACGAGCUGUACGAACAAGCCCUUAUAGAAUAUAACGCCACGCGGCUUUACUAUACUCUGCCGUUAGUCCACGUGUCCACCAGGGAGAUGUUCUUCUACAAUUACGCCGGGGUGUUUUGUGAUAACGCCAUUGCUUCCACCCGAAAGCUUCGUCAAAGCUUGGGAAUGAGCCCGGCCAAGCUACGCCUCAAUGUGGCUUUAGGUAACUUUCCGCCCUUCCUGAAAACUUUUUCGUGCACCAAAAAGAAGCAGGAGCGCUGUGAAGUAUGGAAACAAUUUCGUUGA